Molecule: messenger RNA, 1709 nt
Organism: Aricia agestis (brown argus)
Lineage: Eukaryota; Metazoa; Arthropoda; Insecta; Lepidoptera; Lycaenidae
Product: fatty acyl-CoA reductase 1-like
Exons: 14
Coding region: 87-1610 (507 amino acids)
Biological process (GO): long-chain fatty-acyl-CoA metabolic process
Cellular component (GO): peroxisome
Molecular function (GO): alcohol-forming very long-chain fatty acyl-CoA reductase (NADP+) activity
Source: RefSeq, a predicted model, not a curated record
ACACAUACUCUACAUUUAUUGUAAAUAAAUUAUCAUAGUUCAACUAUUCUGUAAGUUAACGAUCGACGUCUAACACGAGGAAGAAAAUGACGCGGGUGGAUGAACUUGACUUUAACGAUAUUCCCACAAUACCGGAAUACUACAAAGGGAAAACAAUUUUCAUUACUGGCGGGACAGGUUUCCUAGGAAAGCUGCUUAUAGAGAAGCUACUAUAUUCAUGCUCAGAUUUAAAACAUAUAUAUUUGUUUAUAAGAGCCAAGAAAGGUGUUUCUCCCGAACAGAGAUUAGAGAAUCUGUACAAAAACUCCUGCUUUGAUAGGCUCAGGAAAGAAAAAAGCGGACUAUUUCACUCUAAAAUAACAGUCGUACCGGGAAAUAUGAUUGAAAAAGACUUGGGCAUGUCAGAAAGAGAUCGAGCUUUUGUGCUCGAAAAUACGAACAUCAUCAUACACGCCGCUGCUACUGUCAGAUUUGAUGAAACCUUAGAUGAGGCGCUGGAAACCAAUCUAAUAGGAGCAUUGAAACUGAUUGAACUAGCAAAGCUGACACGUAACUUGGAGAGCUACGUGCACGUGUCUACGUCAUUUUGUAACCUCGAUUACGAGAGAGUGAUACAGGAGAAGAUGUACCCCCCCGCGGCGGACUGGCGGGAGAUCAGGGAGAUAGUGUACAACACGGACCCGGCAGCACUACGGGUUCUGACCCCAAAGCUUUUAGGAAAAUUUCCAAAUGCAUACGCGUUCACAAAGAACCUGACCGAGCACGCCGUGUACGAGCUUCGGGGGAAGCUGCCCAUUGUGAUAGUGCGACCGUCUAUAGUUACAGGGUGCAUGUCGGAGCCGUUUCCGGGUUGGAUAGACAACUUCAAUGGCCCUGUUGGGCUCCUCACCGCCGCUGCACAAGGCAUCCUCCGAACUGUGUAUGCUGAUAAGGACGCGAAAAAUGACUACGUUCCAGCUGACAUUGUCAUCAAAGGGACUCUCAUUGCCGCUUGGACGAGAGGAAUUAAAAAGUUAGACAAGACCGAUGACAUCCCGAUAUACAACGCGUGCGUGGGCGAGGAGCAAGGCACGUCGUUGACGGAGUUGCACGCGAUGGGCGAGGUAGUGACGCCGUUGAUCGCCUUCGAGUACACGCUGCGACCCAUAUACGUCAUUUACACGCACUCCAAGUUCUUCUUUACUAUUAAUAUGUUAAUAUCUCACUUUCUGUUGGCUGUUGUGGUGGAUACUAUUCUUCGAGUAGUAGGGGGCCAGCCAAGGUUAUUAAAAGUCCAACGUCGCGUGCUAAUCGCGAACAUAGCGCUCGAAUACUUCAUGACGCGAACGUGGUGCUUCGCCAACGACAACUUCGUGCGUCUCCCCUCCCUACUACCACCUCAAGAUCGGGACCAGUUCCACUACAAGACUGCGGGGGUCAAACUGCCCGAGCACCUCUACAACGCCGGACUAAUAUUGAGAAGGGAUCUUUUGCAUCAGAACGAGAAAAGUUUGCCCAAGUGGAGAAAAAUUUAUAGAUGGCAAUCGAUAAUCGACAGAAUAGUGUCAUACACUUUCUACGCCUUCAUCUCGUGGUGGGUGCUGGGCCGGCUGCUAGCGACAGCAGUGUAACAUUGUAUUGUAUCGUUUACGUGUCACUUAUAAGGUAAUUCAAGAAACUAUAAUUUGUAGAAUCAAGUAUAUAAAAUAAACUAUUUAUUGCAUAAUUUC